Molecule: messenger RNA, 1749 nt
Organism: Strongyloides ratti
Lineage: Eukaryota; Metazoa; Nematoda; Chromadorea; Rhabditida; Strongyloididae
Product: Histidine ammonia-lyase
Exons: 2
Coding region: 1-1749 (582 amino acids)
Biological process (GO): L-histidine catabolic process
Cellular component (GO): cytoplasm
Molecular function (GO): histidine ammonia-lyase activity
Source: RefSeq, a predicted model, not a curated record
AUGGAAGGUAAUUUUAAAUAUUCUAAUUAUAAUAUUGAUUAUGCUAUUGAGAGAGCCUCUGAAUUAUCUAUAAAAAAUGAUUCAUUUUCUGGAAUGUCUUCACAAACAGUUACUGGAGAUUGUGUUAUGGUUGAAAAACCAACAACAAUUCUUAUUGAUGGUAAUAGUUUAACUCCUAAAGAUUUAUCCAUGUGUGGUGAUAUUAAUGUUAAGUUAGCAUUAAGUAAAGAAUGUAAAGAAAAGAUUAUUAAAGCAAGAAAAUUUUUAGAAAAAAUUGUUUCCGAAAAUAAGACUGUUUAUGGAAUAACAACUGGUUUUGGAACAUUUAGUAAUGUACAAAUUUCUCCAUCACAAAUUGAAGAAUUACAGGUUAAUUUAAUACGUUCACAUUCAACUGGUUAUGGUAAUCCAUUAUCACCACCACGUGCAAGAAUGUUACUUGCAUUACGUAUUAAUGUUCUUGCAAAGGGUCAUAGUGGUAUUUCAUUAGAAAAUAUUGAAAAAUUAAUUAAAGCAUUUAAUAAUUUUUGUGUAUCAUUUGUUCCACAACAGGGUACUGUAGGAUGUUCAGGAGAUUUAUGUCCAUUAGCACAUUUAGCUUUAGGAAUGUUAGGUGAAGGACAAAUGUGGUCACCAAAAACAGGAUGGGAUAAUGCUUCUACAGUAUUAAAAAAAAAUAAUCUUGAACCUAUAAAAUUAGGACCAAAAGAAGGUUUAGCAUUAAUUAAUGGUACACAAAUGGUAACAUCUUUAGGAGCACUUGCUGUAACAAAAGCUUUUAAUUUAGCUAGACAGGCUGAUAUUAUUGCAGCAUUAUCAUUAGAUGUUUUAAAAGGAACAACACGUGCAUAUGAUUUUGAUGUUCAUAGAGUUAGACCACAUAGAGGCCAAAGUAUUAGUGCUAGAAGAUUACGAUCAUUAUUACAUUCUGAUAAUAAUCCAAGUGAAAUUGCUGAAAGUCAUAGAAAUUGUGGUAAAGUUCAAGAUGCUUAUACAUUAAGAUGUGUACCACAAGUACAUGGUAUUGUUCAUGAUACAAUAUCUUUUGUUAAUGGUAUAAUACAAAUUGAAAUGAAUUCAGCCACCGACAAUCCAUUAAUAUUUGCUGAUAGAGAAGAAAUUAUAUCUGGUGGUAAUUUUCAUGGUGAAUAUCCUGCUAAAGCUCUUGAUUUCUUGGCAAUUUCUGUUCAAGAAUUGGCACAAAUUAGUGAAAGACGUUUAGAAAGACUUGUUAAUAAUGAACUUUCUGGUCUUCCAACAUUUUUAACACCAAAUGGUGGUUUAAAUUCAGGUUUUAUGACAGUUCAACUUUGUGCUGCAUCAUUAGUUUCAGAAAAUAAAGUUUUAUGUCAUCCAGCAUCAGCUGAUUCUAUACCAACAUCAUGUAAUCAAGAAGAUCAUGUUUCUAUGGGAGGAUUUAGUGCUCGAAAAGCAUUGACAGUUGUUGAACAUGUUGAAGCAGUAUUAGCAAUGGAAUUACUUGCUGCCUGCCAAGCAAUGGAAUUUUUAAAACCAUUAAAAAGUACUGAACCAUUACAAAAAGUUUAUGAAUUAGUUAGGACAGUAUCACCACCACUAGAAAAUGAUAGAUAUAUGUAUCCAGAAAUUCAACAUGUCAUAAAAUUAAUAAGAGAAAAUAAAAUAUAUGAAACUGUUGAGGAACGUUUAAUUGAAAUAAGAGAUCUUGAAGAAUUAAAUCCAAAUGCUAUGAGAAAUAAUGCUGGAAGUCCAACAGGAAUAUUUUCAUAA